This is a messenger RNA of Acaromyces ingoldii, 1962 nucleotides long. RefSeq lists its product as hypothetical. The record is from RefSeq and is a predicted model, not a curated record. The coding region runs from base 1 to 1962 and encodes 653 amino acids. NCBI's taxonomy places the organism in Eukaryota, Fungi, Basidiomycota, Exobasidiomycetes, Exobasidiales, Cryptobasidiaceae. The transcript has 3 exons.
AUGAGGACAACGACGACGACAGCGACCACAGCAACAGCGACAACGACAACGACAACGACAACGACAACGGCCACUAGUGACGACGCCGCCUCGUCGGCACAACUGCUCGUCGACGAGGCCAGUCCGGCCUCGUCCUCGACGACGACCCUUGCGCAAUCGCUCGCACCGUCAUCGUUGUCGUCAACAGCCUCUGCAGCGCACACGCUCGCGUCGGGCGGUAGCAGCGAGCACAAAUUCGGCUUUGCAAAGGACGACACCGCCUUGCAAGGCAGGAAAAACGACGACGAGGAGCAGGACACGACGAGGAUAUUUGCGAGGGACGCCGAGCACUGGAGAACGGCCGCCUCGGCAUGUCCGCGGUCUCUGUGGAAGCAUGACUGGGAGGCUGCGAGCUGCGAUGCGCCCCAGUGUCCAGUCAGGUUCGGCUACGCUUCGCUGCCGGGAUUCACUUGGACAUCGCCACCGACCACGCCGACCCACACACAUCUCGGCAGUCCGGGCAGCGUGCUCAGCAUCUCGUCCGAGUCCCCUCGCAAGCAUCUCGCCUCGUAUCAGCUGCCCCCUGGCAGUCCAGGCUCGAGCUCGCUGCGGCCGAGGCUUUCUCGAUCUCGCACCUCGUCCAAUGGCAGCAUUCACACCCAGCCGCCGACGAGCCCACGCUCAGAGGCAUCGUUUGACAGCAGGCCACCUAGCCGUGGCGCAGGAAUUUCUGCUUUUCGCAUCCAGCGCAGGCACCACUGUCGGCGCUGUGGCGGGUGUUUCUGCGCCGACCACACGGCCAAGCUCGCGCUGCUCACAAUGACAAGGCGCGACGCCAUGGUUGAGGUGGCGAAGCGGGGAAAGAAAAUUGCCUUUCCCAGGCCGCUGCUUCUGGGCAACAUCAGCGAGGACGACUGCUCCAUUCCAACAGCUGGUCACUCGCCAGUCACAGCCGUCAUGGACGACGACGACGCUGUUGCUGCUGGACCCUCUUCCGGCGCCAUGGCUGGGUCUCGGAGCACCACGGCAAUGGCGCUACUGCACUCUAUCUCGCCCGAUGUCACCGUGGCGGUCCGAACGCGAGUAUGCGACUUGUGCUUUGCCGCCGUUGAAAAGGCGCGGCUGCAGUACAUGACGAAGAAGCGCAUCGACGGCUGGGACGUAAAGACGGUCAACAGCGUGCCCUUGAGCUGGUCCGACGGUGAGGAAGAACAGGAGCAGGCAGCCUCAAUUCGUCGCAUCCACGAACAGCUGUACCAGGAGAGCAAGGCCAAGUUCCAGUCCAUUACCGAGCAGCGCCUCGGGCGGCACCGCAGCAGCCCAAACAACAACGGUGUGGAAUACAUGAGCCUGGCCAUGGCGCUGUCCGAGGCCACCUAUGAGGCCAAGCAGCGCCAGGCAAUGGAGGCCCUAGCCGCAGAGGCGCUCCCCGCUCUCGAGUCCAUGCAUCUCGCCCGUCGGCACAUGCGGUCCAGUGGCUCUAAUCGGUCCCGCGGCCGAUUCGAUUCGUCCCCUUGGGGGGUGGAAGCAUAUCACCACAACAACCACGACGACGAGCUGGGCUCGUCCGAAGAGGAGCUCGAGGCUACGCUCGACGCCCUCCGAAAGGGACUUAGUCCUGCCCGUCGCUACGGCUGGACCGGAAGCUACAAUGCGAGCUACCAUUCUACGCCUCGCUCUCACAGCCCACUCAAGCCUGAAGAGGACAGCAGCCAGCAGAGCGCGAGUAAAAAACCACCUACGACGGCCAUGGGCCAUCUGCGCCUGCUGAGGAAGUACGAGAGCAGCAGCAACUCGUACGACGUCUCCGAACGGCGCUGGAACCCCGACCUUGUCACGUCCAAGGCGGGUUGGCGCAUCGACUCAACUGCUCCCAAACAUAUCCAGAGGCCUGGCACCCGCCGCCGCAAGACAGCUGUCAACCGCUGGACGUGCCGAGGGCAGUCCGGCCUCGCUACCAAUCCAGAUUCCUCGACACCGUAA